Penicillium odoratum is the source of this 1611-nucleotide messenger RNA. Its product is annotated as myo-inositol transporter. Gene Ontology annotation, cellular component: membrane. The transcript has 4 exons. Bases 1 to 1611 code for a protein of 536 amino acids. Gene Ontology annotation, molecular function: myo-inositol:proton symporter activity. The record is from RefSeq and is a predicted model, not a curated record. Gene Ontology annotation, biological process: transmembrane transport. NCBI's taxonomy places the organism in Eukaryota, Fungi, Ascomycota, Eurotiomycetes, Eurotiales, Aspergillaceae.
AUGAAUACCGCUAAGAAACUUAGCCUUAUGAGCGACCCGUACAAGGGCGAUGAUGAUGUUGAGGAAAUUGAGAACGUCAAAGCCAAUAACAUCAAUAUUCAGACUGAACUCAGUAGCAUUGAGUCAACGGCUGCCUCCAAGGCUGCCUGGUUGAUCUCCGUGGUUGUCUCAAUAGGCGGGUUUUUAUUCGGAUAUGAUACGGGAUACAUAUCGUCUGUCCUGGUUACCAUCGGCACAUCCCUCGGUCAUGUAUUGAGCACGAACGAACAAGAAAUGGUGACAUCUUUGACAAGCGGUGGUGCCUUGGUAGGAGCGGUAGGAGCUGGUCUCACUGCUGAUAAAUUUGGUCGUCGCUGGCCAAUAUGGGGAUCUUGCUUCUUGUUUGUCAUAGGCUCAGUACUGCAGACCUGUGCCUACUCCGUUGGUCAAUUUGCUGCUGGGAGAUUUGUGGUCGGCCUUGGGGUAGGAGGCGCUGCUAUGAUUGUUCCUCUGUACAUUGGAGAGCUGGCUCCUGCAAAGUACCGUGGCCGGAUGGUGGCGUUCAACAACAUGAGCGUCACGUUCGGCCAGCUAGUUGCCAGCGCGAUCGGCGCGGGUUUCGCCGAGAUACAUGGAGAGGGAUGGCGAGCUACCGUGGGUAUCGGUGCUGCCCCAGCUAUUCUACUCGCUGGACUCCUGGUCACCUGCCCAGAGUCCCCUCGUCAGCUUGUCUCUCACGGCAAAUUCGAUGAAGCACAUACAGUCCUCUUGCGCAUCUAUCCCACGUCUACUGUUGAACAACGUCAAGCAAAAAUCACUUCCAUCGAACUUUCUCUUCAAGAGACUUCCCAGGACGUUUCAGAAGAGUCUUUAUGGACCACUCUUAAAAGGGUAUUCAACACUCCGGCGACUGCUCGUGCCGUCAUAACGGCUUGUGUUGUGAUGGCAAUCAGCCAGCUCGGUGGCUUCAAUACCUUAAUGUACUAUGCCUCGACAUUAUUCUCCAUGGUUGGAUUCACCAACUCUACCGCUGUUGGCAUCACAGUCUCAGGCACGAAUUUCGUCUUCUCCAUCGUGAACCUGUUCCUUGUUGAUCGAUUUGGCCGCCGAAUUAUCCUCACCAUCACUGUACUGGGUAUGUCAAUCUGCAUGAUCGUAGCCGUCAUCGCGUUUAUGUAUAUCCCCGUGAAUCUGCAGACACUGAAAGUGGAAACCGCCGAGAUCGGCUGGCCCGGUGAUCUGGUUUUGGUAGCGAUUAUAUGCUACGUUGCCUGCUAUUCGUCCGGCGUCGCUACAAUCGCUUGGAUUGGCAUGGAACUAAUCCCAUUGGAGGUUCGAGCGGUGGGCACCAUGCUUAACACUGUUACUUGCUGGGGCUGUAAUAUUAUCAUCUCUUCGACAUACCUUUCUAUGAUGAAAAGCUUGACACCAAGUGGGACCUUUGGAUUCUAUGCUGCGGUUUGCUUCUUUGGCUGGAUAUUUGUUGUUUUCUUUUAUCCCGAGUGCAAGGGUAUGCCUCUUGAAGCUGUGCGCGAAGUUUUUAGUAAAGGCUUUGGAGUCCGGUACUCGAAGCAGUGGCAGAAGGACCAUAAACAUGACGCAAAGGUGGAGACUAUCGUCAUGGGGCAUUAA